This is a messenger RNA of Conger conger (European conger), 1422 nucleotides long. It is a transcript of the gene clns1a, whose product is annotated as chloride channel, nucleotide-sensitive, 1A. Gene Ontology annotation, biological process: mRNA cis splicing, via spliceosome; spliceosomal snRNP assembly; chloride transport. NCBI's taxonomy places the organism in Eukaryota, Metazoa, Chordata, Actinopteri, Anguilliformes, Congridae. The transcript has 7 exons. The record is from RefSeq and is a predicted model, not a curated record. The coding region runs from base 367 to 1107 and encodes 246 amino acids. Gene Ontology annotation, cellular component: spliceosomal complex; cytosol; methylosome.
CUGCGUUACUUCUCCUACAUGACGGUCAGGGACGGAAUGAGGAUCUUAUUAAAACCGUGUUGCAAGAUUAUAAUUCCGGAAGAUUUAUCAAACUAACUCGAUCAUUUCCGUUGCCUUUUCUCUUUUAAACUGAACAUAUUUUCGGUCCAUUGCAUACUUUCACGUUAAUUCAACCGUGCUGGCGUAUAUGUGCAAUUCCCUGGAGUAUACACUUUCAGUCCGAGGCAUUGAAAUGUAAUAUAAUGGCCCGAGGUCGCUAGAUUGGGCGGGGCUUAGGUAGCGGGCUUUGUGAAACAAAACGAGGUCAGCGUCGAUUGACAGUUCUCACUCAAGAAUACAGCUGGUUUGGUUAGCAAAGGUGAAACGAUGGUGUUGCUAAAGAAUGUGUCACCUCCCAGUGAAGGCGUUAGGCAUCAACAAGCCGAGACCACAGCGGUCUUAGACGGCAAGGGACUUGGAGCGGGCACCCUCUACGUUGCAGAGACUCGCUUAUCAUGGUUCGAUGGUUCUGGAAUGGGAUUUUCCCUGGAAUACCCUUCCAUCAGUCUCCAUGCCAUCUCAAGGGACCUGAGCGCCUACCCACAAGAGCACCUGUAUGUGAUGGUGAACGCCAAACUGAGUGAGGAAUCUGAAAUGCAAGAGAAAGAUGAUGACAAUGAAGAUGAGGAUGAUGAUGAUGAAGAGGACAAGAACAGCGACGAUGACUCGGGCCCUAUCACAGAGAUUCGCUUUGUGCCCAGCGAUAAGUCUGCAUUGGAGCCCAUGUUCUCCGCCAUGUGUGAGUGCCAGGCUCUGCAUCCCGACCCUGAGGACGAUGACUCCGACAACGACUUCGAGGGUGACGAGUACGAUGUGGAGGAAGCUGAGCAAAGCCAUGGAGACAUCCCCACCUUCUACACCUACGAGGAGGGCUUGUCCCACCUGACGGCGGAAGGCCAGGCCACGCUGAACCGGCUGGAGGGCAUGCUCAGCCAGUCCGUAGCGCAGCAGUUCAACAUGGCCGGGGUCAGGACAGAUGAGGCCUCGGCCGAAUUUGAAGAUGGAAUGGAGGUGGACUCUGAAUCGACGGUGGCUGGACAGUUUGAAGAUGCUGACGUGGAGCACUGAUUGUGGAGAGUGGAGUCUUCAGCAGUUGGAAAUGCUCAUGACAGGCGGGACAGAUUGGCAGUGGAUUCUCCCUCUGAGAUUUUGGCCAAGGCACUUGACCCCUGAAUCUUCCUUACCGGUUUAGAACACAUUGAACUUUCACCAGUUGAUUGUUCUUUUUGAGCUAAUGGACAGCAAGGCCUUUGUCAAAUUGUACUUAUUUGGAGUAAUAAAUAUUACAUUUUGAUGUUAGUUUUUUAUGGUCAAAUGGACAUUUUCCUCCCCACAGUGAUGUCUUUGUAUGAAAUCUCUUAAAUAAAAUAGUUUUUGUAUGAA